CGGACGACAGGCCGCAGCGCGUGCCGCGAUCCAAGGGCCGGUCGGCGUCGAUUUGCGCCACCGGCGGCAGCUCCAGCAUGGAGGCGCUUCCGCCAACCGAGGCCGCGAACGGAAACGGCGGUACCCCGACGGCGCAGAGAAGGCGCAGGCCCGCCGCGCGGUCGCAGAGCGCCCGGAUGACCAAUAGGAGGAGCGUGCGGUACAGGGGGACCCAACAACAAGGUCAAGGUGACCGUUCGCAAUCGAACAGCGAACCGAAACUGACCGAAGAUUCCACGCCCGACGUUUCGCCGAACAUCCGUCGGAAGGGUUCGCAAAGACGCGGUACUUCGGUGUACCAAAGGAAAUCGACCGCUUUCCUUGACGUGCCGGAAAAUAAGAAAUCGGCCAGCCACAGUAACACGGAGGGUGAGGAGGACGAGGAUAGCUACAGGCUGAGGAGUUUCAGUUUCACUUCGAAAGGGAUUUUCGCCAAACACACCGGAAUCGUAAAUCGGGGCGACUCGUUCAGGAGGCGACGUUCCCGCAGCAACUCCCUAUGUCCGCCGGCGAUGGGAUGCGGAGGCGCCCAGACGCCCUCACCUAUCCUCGACAACCACCUCACCGAAGUGUCCAACUACACGGUGGCCCUUCUGGGAGCGCCCGGAGUUGGCAAGACUGCCCUGAUCAGUCAGUUCAUGACGUCGGAGUGUAUCAAUGCCUACGAAAGACAGAAAGAUAUACUAAUAAAGACGGAAACAGUAUCAAUAAUGCUCAAUGGAGAAGAAUCGGAACUAACCUUCCAAAAUCUCGGAAGCUCAAAGGAAAUCAACCGAAUGAAUCCCCCAGACGCGUUUGUGAUUUUGUACUCGGUGGUGGACAAAGCUAGUUUUCUAAAAGCAGAGGCAGAACUCAACAGGCUGCAGGAUUUCGAAUUGCUGCGAUCGAGACCGGCCAUAUUAGUGGCAAACAAAAUAGACCUAGCUAGAAGUCGAACUGUUUCAACGCAAGAUGGUAAAUGUGUGGCCUGUAUGUUUAAAGCAAAAUUCAUAGAAAUAUCAGUGGGCAUCAAUCACAACGUAGACGAAUUACUGGUGGGCAUUCUGACGCAAAUUAGACUGAAAGCUGAGAACUACGAUGACAGCAGUCACCAGCAACAAUGGUAUAAAAGCAGAGGAAUGGUAAAGGCCAGCAUGAAAGCCAGACAGAUGUUCACAUGGUUAUUCGGUAAAGAGGAUUCGAAAUUUAAAAAUUGCGAAAAUCUCCAUAUCUUAUAAGAAAAUUUUAGGUAAUAUUAACAUUUCUAGCUCUUAAGUUCUCUUCUCCUUCUCUAAUCUUGCGUACGCCAAACAAAUAUUUUUUGGAUUUUUUUACAUAAAAAUACUUAUAUUAAAUUUUGAUCAAAAUUAAGAUUCAUAAAAAAGAUCAUAGAUAACGGAAUUAGACAUUUUAGAACAAGCAAAACUUUUUUAUGAAGAAUGCAUUUUUCUCAAAAUGUCAAUAAUAAAAAAGUUUUUCCUCUUGUAAGGACAAUCCGGGGACAUACUGUAUAAUACAAAAGGAACAGAAAACAAAGUAACCACCUCAAUCUAAUAUUGUCUAGAAAAAAUCCUUCAACUCACUAUAGUAGAAAAAAAGUACCUAACUCUGAUAACAUAGUUCAAAACCCGUUUUUUAAAGAACGUUUAAACAUAAUACCAAAUAUGGAGUUAAAAUCAGGUAAAAGAAAGAAAAAAUGUGUUUUUUUUUCAACCCUGUACAAUUUAUUUAAUAUAGUAUUACAGUAUGUUAAAAAUCCAAAAAUAUUAAUUUGCGUCAUGCCGAAAAGAAAUAAAUGAAAAACGAAAAAAACACACAAUCAAAGAGAAUCAAAUUAAACGCAACCAGAGGGCCAAUAAAUUGUAAAAAAAAUCACGUUAUCCAGUGUCUUCUAUUUGAACCAAAAAUUGUACUGUUGGGCUAGGCCCAUAUUAUAUAUUUAUUGUAUAAUACUUAAUACUACUUCUUAAAAGGCACAAAAAGAUUUUUUUUUUAAUUUUGUACAGUAUUCAGUGUAUGACAGGCUUAUUCAAUAUGUCCUUCUGUUUUUUAUAUAUUAUAUAAUAGCUCUAAAAGCCAAAGGCUCAUGGCUUGAUUAGUUAUCUUUCUCCAUUUGUUUCUGUCUUUCGCCUUUUACUCCAAUCUUAUCCUUCUCAAGUCCUCUUCAACAUCCUCUUUCCAUUUGGUUCUCGGUCUACCCUUCCUUCUCUUUACACCUAUUUCACCUGUUUGUCAUACUAGGAAUUCUUGCUUCAGCCAUUCUUUCAAUGCGUCCCAGCCAUCUCAGUCUUUGUGCUCUUGCUACUCCCGUUAUACUCGGUGCCCGAUAUAGUUGCUUUUAUUCUUAAUUUG
Molecule: messenger RNA, 2370 nt
Organism: Sitophilus oryzae (rice weevil)
Lineage: Eukaryota; Metazoa; Arthropoda; Insecta; Coleoptera; Curculionidae
Gene: Rgk3
Product: GTP-binding protein REM 1
Exons: 8
Coding region: 78-1256 (392 amino acids)
Cellular component (GO): plasma membrane
Molecular function (GO): calcium channel regulator activity; GTPase activity; GTP binding
Source: RefSeq, a predicted model, not a curated record